ACGGGCAGCGCCUGCUCUGGUUGCCGCAGUCGGGGCUCCGCGCGCUUAUAGACGCUAUUGUGUAGUGUUUUAGUGUUUUUUUUUUUACGUGUUUUGAAGUAUGAACCCCAGUGCUUCUCAAGGUGAAUACCUAGAAUGCUCCCACUGUAGCGAUGGCAGGCGGUUUAAGGGUCGCAAAGGCCUUAAUAUUCACAUCGCACGUUGUCACGGACCGCCUACACGGCCUCUUACAUGCCCAAAUUUAAUGUGCGAUCAAACCCAAUCAGGAAGCGAUAACCAGAUAAAGGACGAAGAUACUUACGCUGCGAUAAUGUCGUUUUCUAGUGGCUCUGCUGGCGGCAUGGACGGCAUAACGCCACAACAUCUUAAGGAUCUUGUGGGAGUUACUGCUGGGGACGCCGGCAGGGCGCUACUGAGCGACAUUACCAGACUUUGUAAUCUCAUGUUAUCUGGCGAGGUAAAUUCAUCCUUUUUACCAUUCCUUUAUGGUGCGAGGCUUUGUGCUUUUAAUAAGAAAGAUGGCGGCAUCCGUCCCAUCGCUGUUGGUUGUACGUUUCGCCGUUUGGCGUCAAAAUUAGCGUGUAAACACAUAGUCUCUACCCUAAAGGAUAAAUUCCAACCUAUUCAAGUUGGAUUCGGCAGUAAAGGAGGUUGUGAAGCAGCAGUUCAUUCGGCUCGUACAUUCUUAGCGAAUGGCGAGGUUGAAGUGCUGCUGAAAGUAGAUGUAAAGAAUGCCUUUAAUUCUUUGGACAGGGCAACUUUGCUGACCGAAGUCUCAACGCAACUUCCUGAAAUUUAUUUAUAUGUCUGGCAAUGUUACAGCUCAGCUUCAAAAUUAUUUUUUGGAGAUAGCGAUAUUAAGUCUUCUGUAGGCGUUCAGCAGGGGGAUCCUUUAGGUCCGGCCCUGUUCAGCUUAGGGAUCCAUAACCAUAUUUCAAAUUUAACAUCUAAAUUUAACAUAUGGUAUCUUGAUGAUGGAACCAUUGGGGGCAACGUGGAUGACGUUCUAAAAGAUCUUAAGCAUAUUAAGCAACAGUUUGGCAAAAUUGGUUUAGAACUAAAUUUUUCGAAAUGCGAAUUGUUUUUCACAGAAAAACUGUCGCAAGAUAGAAUACGAUUGGCCUCUGAAUUAUUUAAUGAAAUUACCCCUAGCAUUAAGAUACUCGAUAAACAUUCACUUUGCCUUCUUGGUGCUCCUCUUUACAAUGAAUCCAUACAACCACUUUUGGAUCAAAAAAUUAGAACAUUUUCGGCUAAUACCGACAAAUUGGGCGCUCUAAAUUCUCACAUUGCAUUUUCGAUCCUAAAAUAUUGCCUUUUCGUACCUAAAUUAAUUUAUAUCCUUCGCGCGAGCCCAAUUUGGAAAUUUCCUGGACUACUCGAUAAUAUGGAUGCCAUCCUUAAAAGUACACUAGAACAAAUUCUAAAUUUAACUUUUGAUGAGCACUCCUGGAACCAAGCUACUUUACCGGUCAAGUACGGUGGCAUCGGCGUGAGGAAAAUUUCCAGUGUAGCUCUUCCAGCUUUUCUGUCCUCUGUGCAUAGUAUAAGAGAGCUUAGCUCUCAAAUUCUCAAAUCAAAUUCAAUAUCAUUGACCUAUGCCACAGAGGCCCUAGAGAGUUGGAAGGUCAGAUGUCCCAAUGUCGAUUAUCCAAAGGAACGUUCUACACAAAAACUUUGGGAUUUGCCAUUGGUUCAGCUGACACAUUCAAAUUUGCUGCAAAAUCUUACAAGUGACAGAGAUCAAGCCAGGCUCCUAGCAUUAUCGGAAAAGGAAUCUGGGUAUUGGCUUCAUGCCUUGCCAUCCAGGAAUCUCGGCACCCUUUUAGAUAAUGAAAGUUUUUGUGUGGCUCUAGGUCUCAGAUUGGGAACACCGCUGUGCCAUCAGCACAGAUGUCCGUGUGGAAAAGAGGUUGAUAAAUUUGGAAUCCACGGACUCUCUUGCCAAAGGAGCGCUGGUAGGCUAUUUAGGCAUGGCUCUCUUAACGACACAAUCAAAAGGGCUCUUGCCACCAUAGACGUUCCUGCGCUCAUUGAGCCGGCAGGGAUUAGUCGGGAUGAUGGCAAGAGACCUGAUGGAUUGACGCUGGUUCCCUGGGAACGGGGACGGGCGCUAAUUAAAUCUUGA
Molecule: messenger RNA, 2128 nt
Organism: Maniola jurtina (meadow brown)
Lineage: Eukaryota; Metazoa; Arthropoda; Insecta; Lepidoptera; Nymphalidae
Exons: 3
Coding region: 101-2128 (675 amino acids)
Source: RefSeq, a predicted model, not a curated record